Messenger RNA from Owenia fusiformis, 1293 nucleotides. The record is from the annotation of a GenBank genome assembly. NCBI's taxonomy places the organism in Eukaryota, Metazoa, Annelida, Polychaeta, Sabellida, Oweniidae.
AUCGGAAGGCGUGUAAGAUAUAAUUUAGCAGGAAGCAGCAUGGCGAACACGAUAGAAAAUAUUUUGGCAGAAAAGGGUCAGAAAUUUAAGUCUAUUGAAGUCGAGAAGGACCUAGAAUUAGAGAUUGACGAAGGCAAUCUAUUAGCCGUUGACACGAAUCCGAUAGACAUUAAAAUAUUCAGGACUAACAAAGAGAAAUUUCUCAGUGAAUUAGCCAGGGAUAAUACACAGCUCCUGUUGAACAGAAUAUGGGAGUUACCAACACACAGAAAAGAAGAUGUCAUCCUUGCAAAGCUACCAGAACCUAAGACAAUUAUACCAAGAGAAAAACCAGUCCCCAAAGAGAAGGCAGCCACCAAAUGGGAGAAAUAUGCUGCAUUGAAGGGUAUUCAGAAGUCAAAGAAGAGUAGGAUGGUGUGGGAUGAAACACAUCAGGAAUACAGACCUAGGUGGGGUUAUAAGAGAGCUAAUGAUGAUACAAAAGACUGGUUAAUAGAAGUUCCUGGUAAUGCAGAUCCAUAUGAGGAUCAGUUUGAGAAACGUCUAAAAGCCAAAAAAGAAAGAACGGCAAAGAAUGAGCUUCAAAGACUUUGUAAUAUUGCACGCAACAGUAAAGGAAAAGUGCCAGGUGUUGGUCUGACUCCUACUGAAGCGCCCUCUAAGGACCACGUCAGCAAGGCCCUUGCACUCGCAAAAUCCUCAGAUGCCUCAUUGGGAAAGUUUACAGAUAAAUUACCUAAAGAAAAAGCACCUAAAAAUAUGGGCAAAAAGAGAAAGUUUGAACCUAAUACCGGGCAGACAAAGAUUGAGAUAGGACGACAACUAGAUAUUCUAGGAAGCAUUCACAAAAAGAGACCUGCCAUAGAUGUGACAAAAGCUACCAAUAAGAUGAUUGAUGCGAAACAGCGUGGUAAAAAUCAAAAAACCAAACUUCCUAGACAAAACAAAGGCAGAAAAUCUGAAAAGAAGACUGCAAAAAGUACUAAAAAACGAGGAGGUGGAGGAAUGGGAGGAUCAGGGGGGAAGCCAGCUGGACGCAAACCAAUGGGAAAACGAAAAUGAGAUCUCUAAAAAAACAUUUGAAUUAUCAUCAAAUCUUCCUCAAAAUUUUCUACAUCAGAUAUUUGCAUUCAGAAAUAUUAUAACCAUAUUUGGUAACUGAUGCUGGUGUGUCUCAUUUACUUCGGGAUUUGAAGUUGCACUAACCACAAUUUUAAAAUAUUUUGUUUAGCGAUGAAUUUACAUAAAAGUGUAGUUUGGGUUAUGAAUGGAAUAAAAUGCAGUAAAAUAUUA